AUGCUCUCCAAGCUUACAAUGUUGGUAACCUUGACAGAUGCAUUGGGGCAACUCCUGAGCAAGAUUGAAGUUGAUAUGGCUGGCAUCAAGCGCAUCCUCUCUAUGGUAGUUGACAUUGAAGAUAAUGAUGAUUGUCCCUCCAGCUCUCAUCAUGGUGAUCAACCUCCACCACCACCUUUUGUACAUACUGGUAACAAUCCUCCAACUCCAUUUCAACCACCCCCUUCAAAUCCUCAACCUCCAAUUCCUCUACACCCCUCAACACUCCUUGAAUGUCUCCUUUACGAUCUCCUUCACAUGUUGAUGAUGCCAAAAGUAUUCCAAAGGUGGAGAUUCCUCAAGGCAUUGAUAGUGAUGUUGAGUCGGAUGAUGAUUAGCUCAUCACAAGGAAAAGGAAGACGAACACCUCCUCAAAGGGGAGUUCAUAAUAUUGAUGAUGAAGGCUCAUGUGCUCCUCCUAGCAAGAAGAGGAUGUUCAUAGUCAGAAUACAAUCAUUGGUCAGGGACUGGAGAUUGCCACAUAAGGAGGUCCGAAAAAUUCUCACUGAGCAUAAUGCCCCUAAUCAAAAGGAGAAUGUUGAACUUCAUUCCUCUAAGCUUGUGUUAAAAUUUUUCUCUGUUGAAGAAGGAAUCAAUGAACAAUGUUCAAACCUCCAGCAUUUUAUCAAUAUCGUUGCUAAACAAAAAGGAUUUAUAAGUAAAUGA
Messenger RNA from Lactuca saligna, 705 nucleotides. Lineage: Eukaryota; Viridiplantae; Streptophyta; Magnoliopsida; Asterales; Asteraceae. The record is from the annotation of a GenBank genome assembly.